AGACUAUGUCAGAGAUCUCUGCAGCUCCACGCUCCAAUCCACAACAUGCCAACUCUCCCCCUUUUGAUGUUGCGAUUUUGACCGAGGGAGUGUGACAUAAGAUCGAGAUGAGCUGAGCAUCUUCUAAUCAUCCUGAAAAUUAUAAUUCCAUCAGUUGUAUGAACCGGUAUAUCUCUUCAGUUUGGAUGGCUGAUGCAAAGCCAAAAUGGAACUCUUCCCAGGGACCAAGUCACGAAUGGAGACAGAAUGAUAAACGGAUGUCACAAAGCGAUCUUACAGUUUCAAUUACAGAGACAACGCCACUUUUUCCUGAUGAGCUCCUAGAGAUUAUAUUUUAUCAUUUCUCUGCAACAACCAUAGGGAGAGCCCAUGCAGUUUGUAAAAAAUGGAAUCAAAUACUAACAAUGUUAACAAGCAAAACUGAUAUUUGGUUCCGGAAAUGUACUGAGGAGAUUCCAAAGUACACUCUGCUGCAAAUGUGUAAUCAUCCACUGAGGCCUGGAUACCAAAGUGGAGUAGAAUGGAAAGAUGUCUAUGUAAGAUGGCGGCUAUUCAGAGGAAAUAGGGUCUUGGUCGCAGAGCUUGAACCUGUGCAAGACAUAGCAAAGGCAUCUGGCAUGUAUGGUCAAGGAUGCACCACAUCUUAUUUCACAGAUGAUGUGGUGUAUAGCUAUAUUCAAGGGCACAUACUGGCUUAUGACAUGCACAGUGAAGCUUGUAUGAUAAGAGAACACUCUACUCUUACUACGUCUGCUACAGCCAUCCAAGCCUUAGGCAUCUCUCUUCCUUUCAAUGUUGAAGGAAAAACCCGAUUUGAAGCAAAUGUUGAAAAGGCAGUGGCCAUCCUUUUAAUGAGAGAACAUGUGGAAAUUCUUGUUGGAUUGGAAACGAAGGAGACAGUUAUACUCAGCAAUAUGGUCAUGCAGCCUAUGUGUACAUGGUAUGAUACCUUCCUGAUUCAAGAAGAAGUACCUGAUGGUCCUGUAGUUAAAGCUUUCAAAGUAGGGUAUGAUGAAGAGACCAAACAACUGUCAGUACAUCACAUCCAGACCUGUCGUCUAAGAUCAUUGGAAACAGUUUAUGCUAUGCAACUCACAGAAAAUAAGGCCUUCAUUGUAGAAGAUUCAACACUUAGUAUGUGGGAUAUUGAUGAAGGAGAAUACUGUGAAAUCUGUACCAACAAAGAUGUAGUACGUGGAUAUGACAAAGCAAUAGGAGUCAUGUCGUGGGUCGGUAGUAUGAUUGCCUUCACUUUCUCUAUUGGACCAAGUGAUAUUUUCCUUUAUUACUUGAAUGAAGAAUGUAGAAAGUUGAAUUGUAUUGGCUGUGUGGACCCACAGGAAACUGCUGAAGCUCUUGUUCUUCUGUAUGAUGGCAGCAUCAUGAUGAUCAACAACAAUCAAUGUAGUCUGCUACUUUACAAAAGAAGAGACCAUAAUGAAGAAAGUGAAAACAGAACAGCCCAUCCUGCAAAGAAAGCACAUAGCCUUAGAGAAGACAGGAUGCAGAAUGUUGAACCUGAUGGUGAGUGGACAGCCCACAAGUGCAGACAAGCAACAUAUGAACCUGUGACUGAUGAAGCCAACAUCUAUAAAAGAAAUAUGUCCAAGUUACUUGGUAUUGAUGAGAGUGAUACACUUUGGACCAAAUUUGAUACUGGUGUGGACAAUUAUGAGACUGAAGAUAGUGAAAGCAGUGAUUCUGAACAGGCUGAAUAUAAGAAUGACCAAGGAUCCAGUUCUUCAACUCACAAGGAAUAUGUUGUGGAAUGGUGGGAAGAUAAUGUAAGGACUGAAGACAUUUCUUUUGUUCACGAACCCAUCCUUUCUUUAUCACACAAAGGCCUUGAAGGUCACUGGCUGUUUGUCUUAACAGAUUCUUUAGUUGCCAUGGAUAAUACAUGUACAUUGACUAAUAAGAUUCGGGAUAGGAUGCUUGUUUACAAAUGGAACUAUAUGCAAUAGCAUCUGCAUACAAAUGUAUAUUUUAUUUCAUAUGCAAGAAGUUUUUCAAGAAAAGUUUUCAAGUGUUAUAAGUAUAAUAUUGUAGAGAUACACAUAAUUAUAAGAAUUAUAACUUCAGUUGAAAAAUUCUGACUCAAAUAUGUGGAUUAUUUCCCUUUUCACCUUUGUUGAUAAUAUUUGGCAGUGGGAUGAAUUCAGCACAUUCCACGUCUCCUGUUAUAAUCAUACCUGUCAACCCUCACAAAGUUUGAAGUCUUAGAAGCUUAAAAUCCAAGAAGUUAAAAUAUAUAAGUUUCUUUACCAAAUGAUGAAAGUCAAAAGUGGAACAAAAUAUUUAAUUGAGAAAUUGAAAAUCUCAAGUUUCAAAUGCUACUCCUCAGAAGUGUGUUAGUGUACACCUUCAUAUCGAACUUAAUAAAUAUGAUCAUAUAGCUACAAUUUGAUGAUUGCUUUUCACAAAAAAAAUGCUAUCUUGAUGUAAUAAAAAAAUCUUAAUAAAAACAAGAGGAAAAGAAAAUGGAUUAUCUUUAUUGAUACUCCAGUUCCUCCCAAAAUUCAUUAUUUUCAACCCAUAAAUUUGGUAUAUUCUGAAAGCUAACUCUUGGAUUAUUUAUUUUGAUAGGGGGGAAAAAAAAAAAAAAUAUAUAUAUUUCAAUCAAUUACAAAAUUUCUCACAACUUAGAAUAAAAGUUGAUAUAUUGAACUAUGUUGAACUAUCGGUUGCAGCGAACAGGCCGAAUUUCUAACUUUGGGGUCGACAUCAUGUGCAGGUUAUAAUAAUAAUAUGUCCAUUUAUAUAGCGCAGUUACUAUGUGCAUAUACUCACUGCGCUUUGAUACUUGGUAUCAUAUUACUCUGGCUGUAGCUGAGCCGCCAUAUUAAUAGGCGCUAAAAAAAGCAUUCGAGGAUUAAAUCCUACCGGGUACCUAUUCACCUCACCUGGGUCGAGUGCAGCACAAUGUGGAUAAAUUUCUUGCCGAAGGAAAUUACGCCAUGGCUGGGAUUCCAACCCACGACCCUCUGUUUCAAAGUCCAUAGACCAAUCCACUGGGCCACAAUGCUCCACAGGUGCAGGCAGCACACAGUGCUAGUGUACUGUAAAGUAUUAGCCUGUGACGCUUCAAAAAUGAAAACUAUAUCGCAAGAAUUCACCAAAAACGGUCUAAAUUUCUCAAAGAAAUAUGAGGCGAAAUUCUCUCCCACCUCUUGGACCCUAGUAAACACCUUUUUCCCGUUGGCCAGUGCUGAAUAUAAUUGCAUGCACUAUCGCACCAGCGCGCACAACACAGAUGUCAACCUUUUUCCCCAUUAGGCGUUGAAAAUUUCAGCCUGUCGCUGUAACCGAUAGAUGGCGCACCGUAUUGUGAAUGUACUGAAAUGUAAUAGUCGUAUAAUAGGACCAGAUUACUCUACACUGAGAGUUCUCAUUCCUUGCCUCUUAAACAAAUAUCAUUUACACAAAAUUGAUGUAUCACAUAAUCAAAGAAACAUAUCAAAACAAGAAAUUAUAGCUUUUAUUUCAAAUAUCUUACAUAAUACAUUAUUUGACGUAAACACAGUCAUAAGAUGAAUAAUUUCUAUUGCAUGAUUAUUGCCUGUCUGUACAGAAACUGUACUUGAGACAUCUCAUCAUACACUAUAUCACUUGCUCAGGAAGAGAUCCACAUUAUUCAUGGACAUUUUAGAUGUGGUUUAAGAGGCCAAACAGAGGGUGCAAGGUAACAAUAUGCCUGAAUUUAUAUUUUGUUCUAGGAAUGACAAUUUAUUUGUGAGCUUUCUCCAUCUUUCUCAAGUAUAUUAGGAACUAAAAUAGGCCUUUACCUUUAAUAUUUAAUUUAUAUACAACUAAUCCCAAUCUUCUAUUUGCUGUGGAGCAGUUAUAUCCCCAUUACAAAAUACAAUUGCAUGGAUGAAACUAUAAUUUAAAUUUUCAAAAAUGACUGGAACAAACAGAACAAAUGAUGCUUAUCUUCUUUUGAUCACUAUAAAAGAUAAGUACACAUUGUAAGUCAUCCUUGCCCAUUAAUUAUGAAAAUUCACUGCAUUUUGCUGUGUCUUUCAGAAGGAAUUCAUUCUGCCAUUUCUGAAUUGAAAAAAACAAAGAAGAAUGGGAAGGGGGAAAGACAAUGAACAGGUCCUAAUUUCACCAAUAGUUGGUCUCAGUUUUAGGAAGAUAAUGUUGGAUCUUUUUGUUUUUAUUCUUGUAAGACAAAUUUUAUUGUAUUCAAUCAUUCUCAGUAUACCAAGAUCGACUAAAAACAGGUACCUCAAAGAAAAACGUGUACCUUAUCAUACAUAAUUAAAUUAAAAUAUGCAUAAAAAAAAAGGACCCUGGCAGGAUGGAGGUUGUGGGCAGAAGCCACAGCUGUGGCAGCCAAUAGACCAGGGUGGAGGCCCCGUGUGACACUAGGCAUGUGGAGGAUAGGUAAGGUAAGGUAAUGCAUAAAAAACAUGUCUUUUCACUGUAGAUCAUAUUACAUAAAACAUAAAAGUACACUGUAGGUCAUCUUAAAGGCAAGAACUUCUUGGGAGUUUUUUUAUACAUAUUGCCAUAACACAUUUUCCAUACACCCAUAUACAGGCUCUGUAUCCAAACAGGCUUAGUAAAGGAUGUAUUUCUCUCUUGCUACCAUAUGUUAAGUAUGAUAGUACUAAAAUAUGUAACAAAAGUAUAUGUACAUAAAAAAAUGAAAACUAAUGAAAAUAUGACAUUUUAAGAAAUGCAUUUCUUGGUGCCUAAUGCAUACUUCAUUGUACAAAAUAAUUAUGUAUGUUUUUAGUGAUGCAUAAAAUUGCAUUUCUUAUAAAGAUAAAAUGAGUCUACAUAUUAAUCUGCAAGACUGUUACUGUUCUAACUAUGGAGGAAAAAAUAUUGGUGCAAACAGCACAUGGAUUACAAUACAGAGUGCAAAUUACUAAGGUGCAGUCAUAAAAGCAAGUAAUGCAAUAAUAAAUUAUCCAAUGUGAAGAAACAGUAGAAAUAAAGGGGCUUUUUUAUUCUCAUUGAUAUUGAACUCUUUGUUUUGUACUGCAGGCUGCAAUUAAUUUCUUAUACAUGUAUUCUAAUUUUGUAUGCGUAACUGUUCUCCAAAUAACGAUUAGAAAUAAAUCUGAUCAUCUGGACUCCGUUUGAAAGAACAGUUCCAUGUCCAAUCCAGGACACUUCUUCAGCUCGUCUGUACUGAUGGAACAUUGUCGUUGACGCCAAGGCGGCGAAACACAAUAGGUGUUAUUGUCUUUGAGAUGUCGCCAGUUCAGGCGAGCUGAAGAAGUGUCCCGAUUGGACGCGAAACUGUUCUCUCUGUUUCAAACAGUAAGUCCAGAUGAUCAGAUUUAUUUCUAAUCGUUAUUUGUCGUUCUACCUGGAUGAAUCAAAACAUACAUCAGUUAAUAGUUCUCCAGUUUUACAAAUAUAUGUUUCAGAAAAGUCAUUAAAUGGGCAAAGUAUAUUGAA
Lytechinus pictus (painted urchin) is the source of this 5418-nucleotide messenger RNA. RefSeq lists its product as uncharacterized. The record is from RefSeq and is a predicted model, not a curated record. NCBI's taxonomy places the organism in Eukaryota, Metazoa, Echinodermata, Echinoidea, Temnopleuroida, Toxopneustidae. Bases 159 to 1964 code for a protein of 601 amino acids. The transcript has 7 exons. Gene Ontology annotation, molecular function: protein binding.